Messenger RNA from Leguminivora glycinivorella, 3058 nucleotides. RefSeq lists its product as uncharacterized. The record is from RefSeq and is a predicted model, not a curated record. Gene Ontology annotation, cellular component: cytoplasm; nucleus. NCBI's taxonomy places the organism in Eukaryota, Metazoa, Arthropoda, Insecta, Lepidoptera, Tortricidae. Gene Ontology annotation, biological process: positive regulation of G2/M transition of mitotic cell cycle; positive regulation of G2/MI transition of meiotic cell cycle; G2/M transition of mitotic cell cycle. The transcript has 6 exons. The coding region runs from base 111 to 2069 and encodes 652 amino acids. Gene Ontology annotation, molecular function: protein tyrosine phosphatase activity.
GAUCACGGCGCUACGCGCUCCCGAAAUAAAAAUCAGCUGUGAGAGAGAUAAAAGACUGAUAAGACAACUAUGGACUUGUGAUUGUGCAGUGAGAACUUUUGUGUAUCAAAAUGUGGGGCGAGAGCAGUAAGGCUUGUGAAAAUAACUGCCAGUGUUCUGGGCUCAUCACAGACACCUUUACCAUCAACAGUGGCAACAGUGCCAGCAAGCGACGGCGGGAUGAAGCGCUCCUGACCAGCUUCAAGUAUAAGAUGAACCCACACACCCUUAACCUGUCGCCCAAGUCCCCGACACCGCCCAAACGGAGGUUGGGAUCUAAAGAGAACUCCUCACCUAAUAUUGGCCUUUCCUACGAAAACAGAAUAGAAAGAGACUUCUCACUCACACCGAAACCAUACAAAACAUCAUAUGAGAACAGCCAGAAGUCACCGUUCAACCCGACACCUAGAAAAGUUCUUGGCGAACAAAACUCUCCAUUCAACCGAACACCAAGAAAGAUUCUCGGCGAGCUACAAAAUUCUCCCUUCAACCCGACACCAAAAAAGGUGCUCGGUGAACUUCAGAACUCUCUACCGACACCGAGAAAGGUCCUAGGAGAGCUGCAGAACUUCACACCGACUUCAGCACCGAAAGACUUAAGCUCGCUAACUCGUUCUCCACUUUUCAAACUGCUUGAUACCCCGGUGUUGUCUCCGGUGAGCAGCCAGCGUUCCUUCAAGAAGAUUAACAGGAUUUUUGAGGAGCGGAGUCAGUUCAAGAUGGAGAAUAUGGACAAGUUUGAAGAGGAAACUAGGGCUCCGUUCCAGUUUGAACAGGAGAAUUGGACUGCUACUAAGCUGGACUUCACAGACGUCCUCCAAACGACCUUCAAAGAAGAUUUCAAGACUGAAGACACUUUCGUACCCGAGAAAGAAGAAUUGGACCAAGAAUUCGACACUCUCCACGAUUUAGAAGAAGAAUUCGAUAACGACACAUUCGACCAAUGCAAUAAGUACGAAAUCAUAUCAACGGAUAGCCCGGAUAUCAUAUCCAGAGGCAGGAAUCCUUCAAACAGGAAAAUCAAUGGCAGUUUUGUCUUUGGAGCACCGUUAGCCGACACCGAGCAGUCUACCUCCUUCAACCGGCCAGCGAGGGCUUUAAACUUCGAAGACAGCUUCGAAUUCCCUUCGCCGGUCAUCAAGAAAAGCUCAAGCUCCGGCUCGGUUAAGAAAUCUCUAAAAUUCUGCGAGACACCGACAAAAGACUCCAUGAAUCGGAUAUUCACUUCAGACAGCACUACUUCGAUGGAGAGCGGAUUUGUCUCAGAAUUCGAUGACCAGUUAUUAGAUAUUGAAGAGUCAAACUCUCCGAAAGUAGCUAAUUUUGACACUUUGCUGUCGGGACAGAUUAAAAAUAAUGUCAUAAGAAGUGGUAAGCAGCCACUCUAUAGAAGUAAGAGCUUUAACCCAGCUCAGAGCAAAGCAAGAGUGUCUCUGCUGUCGAUACUAGAGUCUCCGCAGUCUAUCCUGGAGUCUCCACAGAAGAGGAGUAAGCGAAGUGAGCCGGGGGAAGGGGGAGAGAGUAAGAGGAGGAAGUGUGAGGAAGUCAGGCCGGUGCUGCAGAGAUGCUUCUCUGAGAAUAACGCGUUGAUUAUGUCCGCUUUUGACCGAUCGGAUGGGAACCCGGACCUGAUAGGCGAUUUCAGCCAGCCCUUCGCCCUGCCCCUAACCAGGGGCAAUCACUCCGACCUCAAGAGCAUCUCGUGUGAUACCCUAGCUGGUCUUAUCAGGGGGGACUUUGAGAACAUCACGGAUUUUCAGGUAAAUGAUCAGGGUCGUUUUAAUUCUCGCUUCCUCCGCUCAUCCGACCGCGAGAAGAACAAGGAAAACUACCCCUCCCUCCACUACCCCGAAAUCUACCUCCUCCACGAAGGCUACCGCGCGUUCUACCAGCGACAUCCGGAUCUCUGCUCCCCAGCAGGAUAUACCGCCAUGUUGGAUCCUAAACACAGGGACUUACUGAGGCAACACCGCUCUGUGCAGCAACCGUCAUCUUCUACGCAUCAUAGGAGGAAUAGACUGCUGUUUUAGAGGGUGAAAAGGCUUGGUCUACUGGAAAGACCAAUGGUCUACUUGGAAAGACCGACGGUCUUUUGCCCAAGACAAGCUUUUCUGGAUGUGGUCUACUUGAAAUAACAGAGAUCUAUGGAAAAAGACUUGGUCUACUGGAAAGACCGACAGUCUUUUUUCAAGACAAGCUCUUCUGGAUGUGGUCUACUUGAAAUAAUAGGGAUCUAUGGAAAAAGGCUAUGGUCUACUGAAAAGACCGAUGCCCCACUGAAAUACCUCUCUCUUCCGUGCGAAAGUGAUAGUUACGUUUCGAGCUACAGUGCGGGAACAAUUGGCAUACUGGCCAUGCGUUCUGGUCCCUAAAGCAUUUCUAAAUUAUUAUAAAAGGUCUGAUUUUAGAUAACUAAGAGCAUGGUCUAUUGGGAAGACUGGUCUACUUGAUCUUUUCAGUAGACCAUGGUCUUUUAAAGACUAAAUUUUGGUAAAAAUACCGCAAUAAGCCUCUAAUAUAACACUAAAUAUAAUUUCUAAUUUGUAAAUACGAAAAAUGCCAUAUUAUUGUUAAAAACUAAGUUUUUAGUACAAAAAUAGGCUUAAAUUAUCCCACCUAUCUUAGUUAUGCCAUAGUUUUAGAUUCAUUCGACUUUGCAAUAUAGUUUUAAUUUAGGAAAAUAAUCGGGGAAAUAUCCACAAACGAAACUUUUCCAUAUUUGUAUAGCCAGGAAAAACAGUAGAAAAUAUAUGGCGCUACCAUCUAAAUGUAGUGCUAAAAGAUUUGCCUUCGUAUUGUUACGGAAACAUACGAACGUGUCAUGCUGUUUCAGUCAGUCUCAGUACAAAAUGUACUGACAUUGACUGAACUAGCAUGACAAAUACGAACGUUUCCAGAAAAAUACGAAGUGAACCUUUUUCGCAAUACAUUUGUAAACCGUUUUGCAUGUCGCAACUAGGGAUGUUACGAAUAUUUGCAUUCGCAUUCGCAUAUGCGAAAGAUUCGUAUUUUAAACAUU